Messenger RNA from Panicum virgatum (switchgrass), 2221 nucleotides. RefSeq lists its product as uncharacterized. The record is from RefSeq and is a predicted model, not a curated record. Lineage: Eukaryota; Viridiplantae; Streptophyta; Magnoliopsida; Poales; Poaceae. The transcript has 3 exons. The coding region runs from base 93 to 1172 and encodes 359 amino acids.
GAGGAUGUUUCCUUCCAAGAAAAUAGCUGAGAAGCUACAAUGGCACAAGCUGAAGAGAAAACCAGUAGAUAAUGAGCUUAGUCAUCUAGCUGAUGGUGAGGCAUGGAAGGACUUUGAUAAAAAAAUAUGAGUGGUUUGCUGAGGAUCCAAGAAACAUCAGGUUGGGCCUUGCUACGGAUGGUUUCAAUCCAUUUGGCAAAAUGAACGCCACAUAUAGCAUGUGGCCGGUAUUUCUUGUGCCCUAUAACUUUCCUCCAUGGGUAUGUAUGGAACAAUCAAACUUCAUGAUGAGCCUACUCAUCCCUGGAAAGGAUUUUGAUGUCUUUUUGGAGCCACUAGUUGAAGAGUUGCUAGGGCUUUGGAAAGGUGUCAGUACCUUCGACACUGUUAGUAGAAAAACUUUUGACCUACAUGCUGCAGUCAUAUGGUGUAUUCAUGAUUAUCCAGCUUUGAGUACAUUGCCAGGCAGAGUCACAAGAGGUUAUUAUGCAUGUGUUCGUUGUGACAAAAAUCCUUGCUCUAGAAGAAUAAGGAAUAAGAUAUGUUAUAUUGGCCAUCGACGUUUCCUUCCUACAGACCAUCUAUGGAGGAGAAAGAAAUGUUUUGAUGGUCAGGUUGAAGAACGUGGCAAACUAGAGGAUUUUACUUUGGAAGAGUUUAUGCAACAAUUGGAGAGGGUCAAGGAUGUUAGGCCAGGAAAGCAUCCUCAAAGCAAGAAGAGAAAGCGGGGAGAAGAUGAUCAAUGCUGGAAGCGAAGGUCUUGUUUGUUUGAUUUGCCGUAUUGGACUAGUUUGAAGCUACGGCACAAUCUUGAUGUAAUGCAUAUUGAAAAAAAUAUAUGUGACUACAUUCUUGCUACAUUUCUCGGCCUGGUUGGGAAGUCAAAGGACAAUAUCAAUGCUAGGCUUGAUUUGGACGAUAUGGGCAUAAGAAAAAAAUUACACUUGAGGUAUGAUGGAAAAUCAUACAGUGUUCCACAUGCCCCCUAUACAAUGGAUAAAGCCCAAAAGCAAGCUUUUUGUGAUUUUAUAAGUGUGAAAUUCCCUGAUGGAUUUGCUUCGAACAUAGCAACACACAUUACUACUGAUGCCAUAUACUACUCCAAAGGAUUUUACCUGUUGCUAUCAGAGGAAUCAUGCAUAAGGACAUCUAUGAAGCACUUGCAGAAUUAGCUAAAUUCUUUCAGCAAUUAUGUUCUAAAACUCUGAAGGUAGAUGUUUUGCAUAGAAUGAAAGCUAAAAUCCCAAUCAUUCUGUGCAAGCUUGAGAAAAUAUUUUCUCCUUCUUUCUUCAAUGUCAUGUUACACUUGGCUGUUCAUUUGCCUGAUGAGGCACUCCUUAGAGGUCCAGUUCAAUAUGGAUGGAUGUACCCGGUUGAAAGAAGGUUGUAUACCUUGAAGCGUUUUGUGAGGAGCAUGGCAAGACCUGAAGGAUCCAUUGCAGAAGCAUAUGCUGCUAAUGAGUGCUUGCAUGCUUGCUCAUGGCACUUUGAUGAUCUUGACACAUGACACAAUCGGGAAGGAAGGAACAGAGAGCGUGUCGAUUUGAGUAGAGGCGACCUAUCUAUUUUUCAGCAUGGAGUUGACUUACUUGGAGCCUCUAGGGUCACAUACCUCAAACAUGACUAUGAGAAGAUGGUUUGGUUUGUGUUGAAUAAUUGUCCAGAGGUGGAGCCAUAUAUCGAGAUAUGCAGGAAAGAGUUUGUGGAAAAAGGAAUUCUUGAUGUUAAAAAAACCCUUGAGAAGCAAUUUUCCUCCUGGUUUAAGAAGCAUGGGGACGAGGUCCCUGAUGGCCUAUAUGCAUUGUCAUGUGAUCAGGAUCUGCGAGUUCGAAAAUUUUCAGGAUGUCUUGUUGAUGGCAUUCGAUUCCACACUACCGACCGUGACAAAAAUAGAAAAACACAGAAUAGUGGAGUAAUGACAGAGGGUACACAUGAUGGAGAUCCUAUUGAGUUUUAUGGUUCCUUCAAAUAAAUAAUUGAGCUGCAGUACAACUCAGAUUUAAGCAACAGCCGGACAGUGGUUCUCUUCCGAUGUGAUUGGUAUGAUACUAAUGCCAAAAGUUCUAGAAUGAAGGAUGAUGGCUUUUUUAGAAGCAUCAACUGUGCCAAUUGCUGGUACAAGGAUGACCCUUUUAUUCUGGCAACACAGGCAACAAAGAUUUUCUAUUUGAAAGACACCGCAAAAAAUGCUGAAGGCUGGAGCGUUGUUCAAAAAUUUACU